AUGGCAUCGAGGUGGGGGUUUGUGGGCCUCGUGUUGUUCACAGUUACGCUGUUCCUCUUUUCGAGUCGAGUUGUUGCGCGCCCGCUGUCGGCGUCCUUCAAGACCCAUCCGAUUAGAACUCUUACUGUUCAACGGAAUUCGUUCCAUGAUGUCACCCAUUCCACGCCAUCUGAGGUCUCUCGGCGUAGCCCUCGUCUGUAUCUACGCAGUCCCAAAUUCGACCCGAAAAAGAUCCUCUCCGUCUUCUCCCCAUCAACCCCCGAACAGAAACAAGCCAAACUCGCCGAAAAGAUCGCCGCCGCCCAGGCGAGAUGGGCAGCCGAGAAGGAGGAGCAGCGAGUCAAGGCGCUCAGGAAGGAUUCCUUGACUGUUGUUUCGUGUAAAUGUGGAUCGUUGAAGGAUAGAGCGGUCAGGAGGAUUCAGGAGGCGUGGAAGGGGGAUUCGAGGUUGCACAAGUUUGGGCAAGUUCAGAUUAGCGUCUCGGAUGCGGGGGUGGCCACUGCGAGAUAUUAUAAUGGCGACAAGGUGACGGAUGGUGGUGCUGUUAACUACAAAUUGUAA
Molecule: messenger RNA, 561 nt
Organism: Coprinopsis cinerea okayama7#130
Lineage: Eukaryota; Fungi; Basidiomycota; Agaricomycetes; Agaricales; Psathyrellaceae
Exons: 4
Coding region: 1-561 (186 amino acids)
Source: RefSeq, a predicted model, not a curated record